Molecule: messenger RNA, 2697 nt
Organism: Cimex lectularius (bed bug)
Lineage: Eukaryota; Metazoa; Arthropoda; Insecta; Hemiptera; Cimicidae
Gene: Rtel1
Product: regulator of telomere elongation helicase 1 homolog
Exons: 16
Coding region: 195-2588 (797 amino acids)
Biological process (GO): negative regulation of t-circle formation; regulation of double-strand break repair via homologous recombination; negative regulation of DNA recombination
Cellular component (GO): nucleus
Molecular function (GO): hydrolase activity, acting on acid anhydrides, in phosphorus-containing anhydrides; ATP binding; DNA polymerase binding
Source: RefSeq, a predicted model, not a curated record
UCUUGUUUUCAAGUGGCGGCAAAAUGACUUUCUGAUGUCGGACAGUAGCGGUUGCUUGUUAAAUGUUGAUCGUUUUUGUUGUUGUUGUGGGAUUUAACAAUUUAAAUUUUGAUGUAAAUUGACCGCCAAUGACAUUCCAUCGUGAAACAAACGUCUCGUAAUUGUAUUUUCCGUCCAUCCGGCUUCACGAAAAAAUGAUUCCAGUUCAGAUCGGAAAUAUCAAUGUGGAAUUCCCAUUUCAACCAUAUCCAGUUCAAACAGCUUUUAUGGAAAAGGUGAUUGAAGCUCUGAGAAAGGGCAUACAUGCAGUUUUAGAAAGCCCAACAGGUACUGGGAAGACCGCCAGUUUGUUGUGCAGUACUUUAGCAUGGGUUAGAAAUGAAAACAUGAAAACAGCUUCUAUCUCAAAUAUGCCAUCGCAGCCUAAUUAUAUUGAUGACCCUGAAGAAGCAUUAGUGACAGUUUGGGGAGCCCAACCUUGUAGGAAAAGAGUUAUUUACUGCUCUCGAACACAUUCUCAGUUGCAAAAGGCAAUGCAGGAACUUCAAGCUACACCUUAUAAAAAUGUUAAGGCCACAAUUUUAGGAUCUCGGGAUCAGCUGUGCAUCCAUCCUGUUGUGUCAAAAGAAAGUUCUCUUUCUGUUAAGAAUGCUUUGUGUGCUAUGCACGUGAAGGCAAAAUCAUGCCACUACAACAACCAAGUGGAUGCAGCUAUUAAAGAUCCAGCUCUAAUAAAUGGCGUUGUUGAUAUAGAAGAUUUGAUUAAAUUUGGAAAGAAAAAAUCAUGUUGUCCAUAUUAUUUAGCUAGAGACCUUCAGGGAAACGCAGACAUCAUUUUUAUGCCAUACAAUUAUCUGUUGGAGCCUCAAAUAAGAAAUAAACUAAAUAUUAACCUAAAUAGCACUAUUGUCAUUCUUGAUGAAGGUCAUAAUGUAGAUAAAGUAUGUGAGGAAUCUUCAUCCAUAACAUUAACCAGUAGUGAUUUAGCUGUGGCUCUUGAAGAUUUAACAAAAGAAAUGAAUGACAUAUAUGAGGAGAGUUCAGGAAAUGAUAUCCCUAUUGAAAAAAAAUAUUCCAAUGAUGACUUGUGUAAUGUAAAACAGACUUUGCUGAAUUUGGAAGAGCAAUUUGAUUCUUUUCCUUUGAAACCUAUUGAAUCUCAGAAUACAUAUCCUGGUAGCUGCAUGUACACAUUAUUAUCAAAGGCACAGAUAAAUUAUGAAACAUCAAAUUAUUACAUUUCAUUACUUAAGUCCCUACAAGAAGUCCUUCAAUAUAAAGAGGCAAGUACCUCUAAUAGAGGAAACGCCUUGAGAAAAAUAGCUGAGACAUUGGAGUUGUUGUUUUCAGUGAAAGAACAUAAUAUUAAUUUAUAUUUUAAGACGUACAUUGAGCGAGAGAAACCCCAAGAGACAGAUCGACCUUCCUGGUCAACAAUUAAGGUCAAAAAUCCAAAUGCAAAGAAAAUUAAUUUUUGGUGUUUUCAUCCAGGUUUUGCUAUUAAAAACCUUCUUGCUCUUGGAGUAUACAGUCUAAUAAUAACAAGUGGGACACUUGCACCAGUAUCUGCUACAGUGCAAGAGCUUGGGUUGGAAAAUGCAAUUAUUUUAGAAUCACCUCAUGUCAUCGAUGAGAGUCAGGUCUCAGUUUCUGUGCUUACGAAAGGACCAAAUAAUUUUGAAUUACGCAGCUCCUAUGCUAACAGGGAUAAUCAAGAGUAUUGGACUUCAAUUGGUCUAACGCUACAAAACUUUUUGCGGAUUAUACCCGAUGGUGUCCUAGUUUUUUUCCCAUCAUAUUCAGCUCUAAAAAAAGCGGUUGAUAAUUGGAAAUCAUCCGGCCUAUGGGGAAGAUUGGUUCUUACAAAGCCUAUUUUUGUGGAGGAAGCUGGUAAAGGAACAUUUAAUUCUUUAAUGGAAGAAUUUAAAAGUUCAGUUAAUAAUGGAAAGGGUGCUGUUUUAAUUGGCGUAUGCCGUGGGAAACUGGCAGAAGGAAUGGACUUUAGUGAUAACUAUGGGCGUGCCGUUUUUAUUUUUGGACUCCCUUAUCCACCAGUGUAUGAUCCAAAAGUGACAUUAAAGAAACAAUAUCUGAGCUCCAAUAGAGCAAUCACAGAAUUGACAGGAGACAUGUGGUAUCAAUUAGAAGCUACCAGAGCUGUUAAUCAGGCUAUAGGACGGGUAAUCAGACAUAUUAACGAUUUCGGAGUUGUCGUAUUAUGCGAUAUUAAGUUCACUCGCCCAAACAUAAUUAAUAAUUUAUCAAAAUGGAUGGUGCCGUUAAUAUCCACAGCACAUACCUUCGGAGAUUCUAUAAGAAUCGUCAGACAAUUUUUUAAACAUAACGUUUCACGGAUGACGACAAUCCAAACUCAAAUACAACAGAAUAAUAUUCCCGGCUGCUCACAAAGCUUUGGCAAUUAUUUUUGUCAACACAAUUAUCCUGAUUUAAGCCGUUACAAGGAAGACCGUAGAUGCCAGCCAACUACAAGCCAAAUGUUUAAUGUUACUCCUUACACUAGCUAUACACAGAGCAGCAGUAACACUUCGUCAAAUCCAUUACCACUACAAGAAGUAAGUACAAUCUAAAUAGUAUUAACUGAUUGGGGCCAAGCCCUGUUCGGAUUAGCUGAAUAACUGCAAUAAUGCAGAAGUAAGAAGUAGAAAUUAACUGGUUUAUUCAAGAAUGUAUGGGUGU